Molecule: messenger RNA, 447 nt
Organism: Vicia faba (fava bean)
Lineage: Eukaryota; Viridiplantae; Streptophyta; Magnoliopsida; Fabales; Fabaceae
Source: the annotation of a GenBank genome assembly
AUGGAGAUAGACAAACUCUCGCAACCAAAAGUAAUGAAAGAUCAUGCACAUGGUGACAAAGAAGUUGUACAAGAAACACCAAAGAAAAGAACUCAAGUGAAAGCUACAGUGAAUAGAGAAAGAAUUCAAAAGGAGUGUCCAGGCAGGGUACGCUGUUAUGGGAGAAACAUAACUAAAACUUCCUUAAAGAGAAAGGCAGAGAUUAAUGCUUUGAAACAAGCCCACAGUGAAGAGGUCUCUACAUUAAGGGACGAGUUUCAAGAUAAGAUUGAUAGAUUGCAAAAUGCUUUUAAGACCGUAAUACAACAAUGCAAUCCUCAAAUUAAUAUAGAGUCAAUUAAAGAUUUGUUAGGAUUAUCUCAUGGAGAUGCUAAUAGUUCCCCAAACGAUAUAAGACCGCAAAUGCAUUCAUCUACAUCAACUCAUGCUCCAUGUCAUGGAAAGUAA